AUUAAUGGUUAUGAUUGAGUAAAAUGAUUUGUAUAAAAAAAUUUCUGAUACUAAUUUUGCUCAGUGUCGGUUCUAAAAGUUGUCCUUCUAAAUAUUCGAAAGCUUCUGACGCAACAUGUCUUCAUUUGGGUGACCCUAAGCCAUCAGAUGGUGCCAGGGAUUUCUAUUGUAAUAACGAAGGAGGUGGUAAACAAUUCGGAAGACCUGUCCCAGACGAUCUCAUAGAUGGAUUGUCGAAACUUAUGAAAAGUGCCUCAGAAAGCUGGAUGCCAAGUGAAGUUUUUCUGGCAAUGCGAAGAAAAGGAGCGGAGGACUCCUUUGGACCAAAAGAAACAACGUGGCUGCAUCAUGGGGAUGAUACUGAAAUUGAAGAAAGAGAUUACCCACUUUGGUAUAGGAAUCCAAACGGCGAAGACUGUGCAACUACUGGAAGAGGAUAUAAUUUUUUAGCUAAUCCUGAUAAUUGUGGUCGUGGGGCUUCGCUGUUGUGCGAAAAAACUAGUUCACCAUGUUAUUUAGAUGAGGUCAAUUAUGUGGAGUACGAAGAACAUUGCUUAACAGUUAUAAAAGAUGCGAGAAUAUAUGACAUGGCCUUAGAUGGUUGCACACAAGGACAGUUAUUUUCUAUGAAAACUGAAGAGGACCGCAGUAGUGUUAUCCAAGCUUUCUACAAUACCCUAUUUAGUGGAGGUAUUUACAUAGGACUGACAAAACAAGAUGAUGGAACUUGGCUUUACAACAGCGGAGAUGAAGAAGAAGCUGAAGUUCCUGGCUUUGGAAAUUGUGGGGUUUUGAAAUUAAUGGAAGAUGCGAAAACUCUGAGCUUAAGUUCCGUGCAGUGUGACAAUGAAAGGUUGUUUUUCCUAUGUGAAAUUUCAACUACAGGUAAGUCAGAUGUAAUAUUAUAUAAUAUAUGUCCAAUAUAUAUUAUAUAAUAUGGAAUUUGAAAUAUUUUUUCUAUUAAAACUGUUAAAAAAAUUAUUAGGUAAAUAAUACGAAAAAUGAAUAAACGCAAUUGUUUAAAAGUAAUCAUAUACGUGUCGCGUAAUUACAAGUAAUCACGAUCUGCAAAUAGUACGAUUAUAUUUCAUGUCAAGAAUAUAUACUUCAUGUCAGGAAUAAUCAAAUACUUAUCUUAAUAUUUAAAAUUACUUAAUUACGUACUUAAUUAUUUAAAAUUCAACUCUGGUGCAAGAUAAUUUUAUUUACUAUGCUCUUUGUAAAUAGAAUAGUUAUCUCAAACAUACGCGAUUUUCCCACUCUCCAUAUGUUUCCCUCUCCCUUUACCAGGAUAACGGAUAAUCUCGUCUUUUUCGCCUAGCAAUUCGUUUUAGAUAGAAGUGUGAAUAGUGGGCAAGAUUGGUUGAUACCAUGGAAAUGGAGAAGGGAAAAGUAUAGAGAGUGGGAAAAUCACGUACCUUCGUAACGCAUAUUCUAUUAACAGCUGUCAUGCUGUUUUUUUUUUCCUUACUUUUAUGUUGAAUUUUUAAAUUAUUAAUUUAUGUUACUUUUUUGCUGUGAAUAAGUUUCCACUUAGAUUUUCUGCUUUGCAUGCUAACAGCGAAUUUGGUGAGUGAAUGCAAUUUUAAAUGUUAAAAAGUAGAGCGCAUUGUAUUCAUGUGAUAAUGUUGAAGUUUAUGUGUGAUUUGUAAUUUUUUAAAUUGAAAUGAUGCGAAUGAAAUGCAUGCUUAAUAAAUACCGAACUGCCUGAUAUAUUUAUUUGCAAGUGAAGUUUGUACGUGUGUGUGAGUUGACUUUAAUAAAUUUUGUAUUAUGAAAUAGCAUGUUGUUUCAUACCAACAUUUUGUUACCAACAUUUCGUAUGCUGAGAAUUUCAAAUUAUCAACUUUGAUAUGUACAAAUUUACAGUUGUUUUUAUUAUUUCUAUUGCUCUUAACAUAAAAUGUAAAAAUGUACAAAUUUGAUAAUAAUGUACAAACUUUUUUGUCCCACAUUCAACUUGUAUAAGAAGAAACAACAAUUUAUUAUUGUACUUAAAAAUAAAAUAACAAUUCUGCCCUUGCUUUAAAAUAAAUUUUGCUUUAGAUGUUAUUAAACUUUUGCAC
Messenger RNA from Parasteatoda tepidariorum (common house spider), 2066 nucleotides. RefSeq lists its product as uncharacterized. The record is from RefSeq and is a predicted model, not a curated record. Lineage: Eukaryota; Metazoa; Arthropoda; Arachnida; Araneae; Theridiidae.